GGUCCGGGUCCGGCUUCUAUGGUCACGUGGUGUAUGCUGUUUUCUUAUCACGUGGGUGCUGCCCAGCAUAGGCUGCAUGAGGGGGGAGCAGGUUCCCGCAAUCCUGCUCGGCGGAGGGGCCGCUCUGCUUCUGUCGCUCCUUUGGAUGCCGGCGCUGUUGCCCGUGGCCUCCCGCCUUCUCUUGCUACCCCGAGCUCUGCUGUCCAUGGCUUCAGGAAGCCCCCCGUCCCAGCCCUCGCCUGCCUCGAGCUCCGGCUAUGUUCCCGGCUCGGUCUCUGCAGCCUUUGUCACCUGCCCCAACGAGAAGGUCGCCAAGGAGAUCGCCAGGGCUGUGGUGGAGAAGCGCCUGGCAGCCUGCGUUAACCUCAUCCCUCAGAUUACAUCCAUCUAUGAGUGGAAAGGAAAGAUUGAGGAGGACAAUGAGGUGCUGAUGAUGAUUAAAACCCGAAGUUCCAUGGUUCCAGCUUUGACAGAUUUUGUUCGUUCUGUGCACCCUUACGAAGUGGCUGAGGUGAUUGCAUUGCCUGUGGAGCAGGGGAACGCCCCAUACCUGCAUUGGGUGCACCAGGUUACAGAGUCAGUUUCCGACUCCAGCACAGUCCUACCGUGAUGAGCCCCGUUUCUCUGCCAUGUUCCCCUUGUAUACUUCCAUGCCCUUUGACUUCCAGGUGAUGACCGGGCCCCAAAUAAAUCCUAUCCUUGGUUUUCACUGCC
Molecule: messenger RNA, 714 nt
Organism: Zalophus californianus (California sea lion)
Lineage: Eukaryota; Metazoa; Chordata; Mammalia; Carnivora; Otariidae
Gene: CUTA
Product: cutA divalent cation tolerance homolog
Exons: 7
Coding region: 77-610 (177 amino acids)
Biological process (GO): response to metal ion
Molecular function (GO): copper ion binding
Source: RefSeq, a predicted model, not a curated record